Messenger RNA from Stegastes partitus (bicolor damselfish), 1511 nucleotides. It is a transcript of the gene srd5a3, whose product is annotated as steroid 5 alpha-reductase 3. Gene Ontology annotation, molecular function: 3-oxo-5-alpha-steroid 4-dehydrogenase activity. Lineage: Eukaryota; Metazoa; Chordata; Actinopteri; Pomacentridae. Gene Ontology annotation, cellular component: endoplasmic reticulum. The transcript has 5 exons. The record is from RefSeq and is a predicted model, not a curated record. Bases 11 to 949 code for a protein of 312 amino acids. Gene Ontology annotation, biological process: dolichol-linked oligosaccharide biosynthetic process; polyprenol catabolic process.
UGUCUCAGAAAUGAUGUGGAGCUCCUUCGAUUUGAGUGUCAUCAAUAUUUUGUGGUGUUUUCUGGCUUCGUGUUUCUUUGUGGCUUUUUGUGCACACAAAGUGUCUCCGAGAAAAUACGAAACAUGUCGAGUUCACGCGAUAUUUCAGGAUCUUAUUCGAUACGGAAAAACAAAACAAAACCUCAAACGAGACGAAUGGAUGCGAAUGUUGGACGUCCCGAAGAGGUGGUUCUGGCACUUCUACGCCGUCUCUGUCGGCUGGAAUGGUUUUCUUCUCCUCUUGUACCUUAACUUCAUCUAUCAGCAUCAGUCAUAUCCAUCAUGGCUGAUUUGGAUAUUAGACGUUUUGACAGGUGUGCCCAGCGCCGACAGCCAAGUCCCACAGCUGUCCACUCUGCUGGUGCAGCUGCUGCUCUGUGUCCACUCCCUCAGGAGGCUGCUGGAGUGCCUGUUUGUCAGCGUUUUCUCUGACGGAGCCAUGCAUUUGGUGCAGUAUGUGUUCGGUUUGGGGUAUUACGUCAUUCUGGGGUUGACGGUGCUCUGCUCGGAUCGCAUGGGAAAAGGGACUGGUGCCCUCGUCUCUCAGCUGGACUGGCUUCAUGUAGCUGGAUUUCUGCUUUUCACUGGGGCCUCAUUGCUGCAGCAUCACUCUAUGGUCCUGCUGGCCGGGCUUCGCACUGGAAAGUCGGGAACAGUGGAGACGUUUGCUCACAGAGUUCCAAACGGAGGCGGCUUCGAGCUGGUUUCAUGCCCACAUUACUUUGCUGAGCUGCUGAUCUACGUCUCACUGAGCUUUGUCUUCAGCGGUGUCUCUUUGACCUGGUGGCUUGUGGUCCUUUAUGUGCUCUUUAACCAGGCACUGGCAGGACAGCUUUGUCAUGACCUUUACAUCAGCAAAUAUGAUUCAUACCCAAGACAUAGAAGAGCAUUUAUACCUUUCGUGCUCUGAAUGCUCUGGUGUCACUGUCUGUCAUGGUAAAGUCCCACCAUGUCCAUAGAUGUCUGAGGAGCUGAAGGUGUAGGAGUGAAAGCCACCUCUUUGACAGCUCCUCUCAACCAAACAGCUGCUCAGAGGCGAACAGGGCAGCUCUGGCUGUGCAAGUGUGAAUGUGAAUUCUGGAGGAAGUCUUUACAGGUGAUAUGAGAGCUGUUUCUGACAGACUGAUGUGAAGGUACUAUGAGGAACAUCACCCACAUGAACUUGUUUGUUACAGGGUGAACUUGCUUUUGCUAUAACAAAAUGCUUUAAUGUUGUUUAUUAUUAUUGUAUAUGGAAUUAUUGUGUUGUAACUGAACUUUAAUGGGUUUUUUUUUAUUUAAAAAAGCACCUUUCAAAGCAUAAAAAGAGAUUGAGGUUAAAGAGAAAUUGAGGUUUUGACUGAAUGUUUUUCUUGUUUGGUCUCUAUCAAAGCAUAUUAGCUUAUUUUGUGCAACAAAAGUUUUAUUUCUAAACCAAUGAAGUGGUUGCACGAUUGUUUUAAGUAAUAAACACUGCCAUUAUUUUUGAAAAA